AUGACAAAGCUCAACAAAACCUGCGAGGAUUUUCUAGAAUGUUCGACACAAUUCAAAUGUGGAGGAACUACAAAAGAUGUGGAGAACAUUGAUGAAGCAGUCUCUUAUUGCCACGUUGUUGCAUUCCAUGUGUCACCUGGCUACCUGGAUUGUAUUGGUAAAGUAGACACCAAGAAUUUCACAUGUGUCCAAGGAUGGAAUCCGUUUCCAGAUUUUGAAGGGACUGAAGAGGAGAAGAUGAGAAAACAGAAGGAGGCUUGUAGAAACUUUUUCGGGAAAGACGGCUGCCUGGAAAAGGAGAUAUCCGACAUGUGUAGCGUGGAGUUAUGGAAGGAUUUCAGGAAGAUUCUCAAACAUCUCGUGGAGCUUGUCUCCAGUACCCCUGAUUAUAAGAAAAUUGGGAAUGACGUCAUAAAAGACUGCAAUGCAUUCAGAGAGUGCUCAACAAUUGUGAAGUGUGUGAACAAUGCAUCGUUUGAGAAUAUCAUUGAAAUGUUGUACAAUAAUUGCGAUGCUGCCGAGUACUUUAUCAAAGACUUCCCGAAGUGUGACGAUAAGCUGGAGGGAUUGAAUUCCACGUGUCUAGAGGAGUGGAACCCUUUCAAAGAUACUCCGAUCAAUGAAACAUUUGUAGAACUUCCAGAUGAACAAAAAGUAUUUUGUGAAGACUAUUACGGAAAAGAUGAUUGUGUUAAGAAUCAUAUUGUUGAGACUUGUGGAGAAAAAGAAUUUGAGAUUUUCCACAAACACCAGAAAAAUGUUGUGAAAAUCGUGGGUGAUUGCCGAUUGGAAUAA
Molecule: messenger RNA, 795 nt
Organism: Caenorhabditis briggsae
Lineage: Eukaryota; Metazoa; Nematoda; Chromadorea; Rhabditida; Rhabditidae
Exons: 3
Coding region: 1-795 (264 amino acids)
Source: RefSeq, a predicted model, not a curated record